CCACAACCACUCACAACCACAACCCCUCACAAACACAACCACUCACAACCACACCACCCAACAAAGACAAUGUCUUCCAAACCCGAAAAUCCCUACAAGUUUCGAUGCAGAGCAUGCAUUUCAGCAUACACUGUUUCAGAAGCGUUGGUCAAACACCGCCGCAUAUGUGAUUCAAAUCGAGACGCGUACUUGAAGAUCCAAGCCAUGGAAUUGGAUCCAACUGAUCGCAAGACUCAAGACAAGCUCUGGAUACAUUAUGAUUAUGUCCCGAAUGAAAGACGUCUCACCUCCAUCGAGCACGAGAAUAUCGGCAUCAUGAAAAGACAACUAGACAUUUGGGGAGACAAACCUCCGACCAGAGAAUUUAUCAACAAUCUUGGCAACAGGAUCAGUGAUGAUAUUCUUUUUGCGGAAGACAGGAAACGCAAGAGGAUAGAUGAUGGAGAGGUAUCACUGCCUAAUCCACACGUUCGGGCAAGCGCCAGUGCGAGUGGGAUAUAUCAGGAUCCCAGUCCUUUACCACGGGAAGGUUCUCGUCCUGUCUCAGCAGUGUUUGGGGGUAUGGGUGUUCGCCGAUACAGUAUGUAUCCAGGCAACAGCAUUCUACGGAGUCUGGCCGGACGACAACAAGGAGGCUAUCCUUACACUCUUCCACCAGCAGAGGCGUCAAUAGGGGACUUUACGAGUGACUUCGACCAAGCCUUUGCGAUUUGGUUGGAUGAUGAAAACAUUUCAAAAGCGGCGAUUAGGAGAUUGCUUAAUGAUCCUGCUAUGGGGCCUAUAACGAGUUUGUUGAGCUGGAACUCUGUUGGGCAGAUGAAGGAGAAGCUUGAGGGUUUUGAGACUGACGAGGAUGUGGAUGAGGAUGGUGAUGGCAAUGGCAAUGGAGAUGUGUCGAAUCGGUGGUGACUGGGGUGAUGUUUGGUGCACUCUCACUGGACGCAGAGCUGGCUCUGGAGAGUACUGUGUAUUGCUCUAUGAGAGAGAAGGUGCGAAUCCAUGGCUGAUGUAAUGCCAAUGUUGAACGCC
Messenger RNA from Aureobasidium pullulans EXF-150, 1029 nucleotides. RefSeq lists its product as uncharacterized. The record is from RefSeq and is a predicted model, not a curated record. Bases 70 to 909 code for a protein of 279 amino acids. NCBI's taxonomy places the organism in Eukaryota, Fungi, Ascomycota, Dothideomycetes, Dothideales, Saccotheciaceae. The transcript has 2 exons.